UCUCUAAUCUCAAUUAAUUAAUCUCUUAAUCCCAACCCUUAAUCACCCGACAAGAUUCCUCAUUACCACCUCAAACCUCUCUGUCUUCCCAACCCAGUCUCUACUCUAGUCUUCUAUUUCCACUUAGAUUUCCUAUAUCUCUUUUAAUUAGCAUCUAAAUAAUCCCAUUUCUUUUUCACUAAUACAACUAAAACCACAGCACAAACUAUAUAUAUUUAUUACUUCCAAAUCACUAAAAUCUCCCUUUUUGAUCUUCUUCUUCUUCUUCUUCUUGCACUCUGAAAUGCUCAAGCUUUUUAGGGUUUAGCUCAUCCUCUCUCCCUUGUUAUCUGGUACAUCACAAAGCUCAAUAAUUUUUUCUUCCAAUUGAAUCAAUCAAUCUCAAAGAGUAGAUUACCAUUUGAGGUGUUGUCAAUUGUGAAGCUGCUGCUGCUCACAUUCCGAUCAUCUUUUUCAGAUCGUGAAAGUUCAAAGUUAACUAAAAGAUGGCUGCUGAGCUUGUCAAUUCUGCAACAAGUGAGAAACUGACUGAAAUGGAUUGGACCAAGAAUAUUCAAAUCUGUGAAUUAGUUGCUCAUGAUAAUAGACAAGCUAGAGAUGUCAUUAAAGCUAUCAAGAAACGUCUGGGGAGUAAAAAUGCUGAUUCUCAACUUUACGCAGUUAUGUUGCUGGAGAUGUUGAUGAACAAUAUCGGAGAACAAAUUCAUAAGCAAGUGAUCGAUGUUGGGGUUCUUCACAGUCUAGUGAAGAUAGUCAAGAAAAAGUCGGACUUACCAGUGAGGGAGCGCAUUUUUCUACUGCUAGAUGCAACACAGACAUCCCUUGGCGGUGCUUCUGGAAAAUUCCCGCAGUAUUAUACUGCUUAUUACGACUUGGUGAGUGCUGGAAUACAGUUCCCUCAAAGGCCUCCUCCAGUACCUUCAAAUCGCCUAGUACCAGAACCAGCUAAGAAUAAUUUACCUAACAGGGAUGAAGGGGUUGCUCCACGAGUGGAGCCAUGUGUUGUUCCUGAAUCUAGUAUUAUCCAGAAGGCUGCUAAUGCACUGGAGGUUUUGAAAGAGGUCCUUGAUGCAGUUGAUAGUCAGCAUCCAGAGGGGGCAAAAGACGAAUUCACCCUUGAUCUUGUGGAGCAAUGUUCAUUCCAAAAGGAAAAAGUUAUGCAUCUUGUGAUGACUUCUCGGAAUGAGAAGGUGGUUUCUCAAGCUAUCGAAUUAAAUGAGAAGCUCCAGAAGGUUCUUACAAGACAUGAUACCCUUCUUUCUUGCAAGCCUACAUCAACCAUAAACCAUCUUGUUGAAGAAACGGGAGAGGAGGAAGAAGAAGAGCCAGAACAGCUUGUUCGAAGGCUACGGAAAGGAAAAGCUUGUGUGAGGCCCGAGGAUGAAGAGCGGUCGGCUGAGCGUCCCAACUUGGGUUUGCUUGGAUUAUCCAAUCCUGGAGAAAGGCUCAACCGUCCACUUAUACGACCACUUUGCUUGGAGCCAUCACCUGAAUCAAAUGGACAUCAUCCACCUGUUGCUAUUCCACCCCCACCUGCCAAGCACAUUGAGAGGGAAAGAUACUUCCAGGAAACCAAAGUGGAUGGCUCUAGUUUGGCUGGCCACGUCAGAGGCCUCUCAUUACACAGUCGCAAUGCAAGUAGCUCUCUCAGUGGAAGCAUGGAUUUGAGUGACUGACUGUCUUACUAAGGGGUCAUGUCUUGUGUGCUUAGUCUGUUUCAUUGUUCUUUAGCAGUUGAUAUGGUGUCGGCUUCAGAUUGGGUAGUUCUAUUGGUGUUGUGGACAAGUUGGAAAUAUGCUGAAGCUUCUGUAUUAGAGUCAUGCUUCAUAUGUGAUCUUGUGUCCUGACCUCAGGUUUUGUGUUUCUAAGCUUGACCCUUUUAUAUAUGAUAGAUGACUGUACAGAGAAUUUAAGAGGCUAAUUUUAUUCAAUUUAUUUGACACAAUGUCUGUGUUUUGCAUUUGGGCAAUGACUCCCAAAAUCUGUAUCAAGUGAGUUCUAAUCAUCCCAUAUAAAGAUCAAAUCAAGUCUCUUCUCAAUCUCCAACAGAUUAAGUUGGAGCAAGAGCCAACAUUGAAGCC
Fragaria vesca subsp. vesca is the source of this 2081-nucleotide messenger RNA. RefSeq names its product TOM1-like protein 2-like. The coding region runs from base 486 to 1676 and encodes 396 amino acids. NCBI's taxonomy places the organism in Eukaryota, Viridiplantae, Streptophyta, Magnoliopsida, Rosales, Rosaceae. Gene Ontology annotation, molecular function: ubiquitin binding; phosphatidylinositol binding. The record is from RefSeq and is a predicted model, not a curated record. The transcript is spliced from 11 exons. Gene Ontology annotation, biological process: protein transport to vacuole involved in ubiquitin-dependent protein catabolic process via the multivesicular body sorting pathway.